Messenger RNA from Fusarium tjaetaba, 693 nucleotides. RefSeq lists its product as uncharacterized. The transcript is spliced from 2 exons. Lineage: Eukaryota; Fungi; Ascomycota; Sordariomycetes; Hypocreales; Nectriaceae. The record is from RefSeq and is a predicted model, not a curated record. The coding region runs from base 1 to 693 and encodes 230 amino acids.
AUGGUCAACAGAUACACCAUCCGUAUCAAUAACAACACGGGCAGCACCCAAAACUACAACCUCGUGGCCGACAAGCCCGAGGUGACAGGUACCUCCAGCAGCAACGUUUGGACAAACGUCUACCAGGUUGGUGAGGGCUGUCCCGAUGGAGGUCAGACCGAGUUCGAGAUCUGGAAGACCUACUACGGCAUCGUCGGCUCCUGGAGGGGCAGUCCCAAGGAGGGCACUAAAGUCCAGGUCGCCCAGACAAGGCCAGUGAACCUUGGUACACAGUCAGACGAUGGUAGUCAGAACCCCGGAACGACUCUGAAUGCGGUAGUUAUUUUUGAGCGGUCCAUUUCGUUCGAUAAAAAUCCGGCACCGCAGUCUGCGUUCGUUAAUGCCUUUGAGAUCGAUACUGGCAACGACUUUACCCUCCAGACUGCCACCGAGAAUAACUUCUUCGUCGGCGUGGCUGGUUCACCCGAUGGCGGUAGCACUGUUCCCAUCGCUACUUUCAGACCUGAGCCUGGAAAUCAGUACCAGAUCAAGCCAUCCAACGCCUUCUAUAUCUCCUUUGGUCAAAGCUUGCCAGUCGGUCAGUUAGUGGAUGUCACUCGGAUGAGAAAUCCGCUGCGCAUUGACUUUGCCAACAGCGGACCCAACAUCACCAUCAACCAUGCGCCAAAUGGCCAGCUUGUUAUUGCUAAGUGA